Molecule: messenger RNA, 2429 nt
Organism: Pocillopora damicornis (cauliflower coral)
Lineage: Eukaryota; Metazoa; Cnidaria; Anthozoa; Scleractinia; Pocilloporidae
Product: dysbindin
Biological process (GO): negative regulation of protein kinase activity
Cellular component (GO): cytoplasm
Source: RefSeq, a predicted model, not a curated record
UUAAUAUAGUCAAAGAACAAAAAUAGAAAGAAAAGAUGGAGAACAUUUAGUCAAUUUUCGAGACGAACUAAUACCAAGAAGGCCAGACGAUCUCGGUGUAAUAACGCAGACAGAAUGUUUGAUAAUUUUAGAGAUCGUUUGCAAACAGUACAACAUGAUCUGACCCAAGGCUGGAAAUCAAUCGCAGAUAAGGCCAAAGCUGUCAAUAAGAAAAUAGUAAGAAGAACGACAUUCAUCACAGAUGAAGUAAUUGAAAGUGAUGACCAGUGCUUUAGUUGUAACCUUGAGGCAGGUUCUGAAAUCCUAAGCAAGUUCCAAAAAGAAUGGGCAGAGCUUCAUGAAGCAUCUAGAGAAUGUGCAGAAAAAGCAGAGAGGGCUGAUCAGAGUAUCGCUGAAUUUUCCAAGAUAUGCUCCAAUUUAUACACCAACAUGAAUAUGUUCCACACAGAACUGGCUUUACUACCUGAAGUGAUAAAGAACAUUGAAACAGCCAAGGCAGAUAUAGAUGCCUUUGGUGGACAGAUAGAAGUGUUGGAUAACUUGAUGAUAGACUUGGAAGAGGUUUGUGAACAGCUGGACCUAGAGAGACGGAAAGCUGCGCAAGGACUCAAGCUUUCCAAGCUAAGACAUAACAGAGAGGAUGAUUUGGAAACUCUUAGAGAGGAGCUUCAAUUAGCCAAGGAAAGGAAUGAAGUUAAAAUACAGCAACUGGAGAGGCAAGCUUCCAUAGAAAAACGACAAGUCUAUGAAGAUGCCUUUCUUGAACAAAUGAACUACUACAUACAGCAUGGCAGAACAGAAGAACCAAUCUGUUUGGUGCAUGGUCAGGGUAGUGGAUCUCUGGAUGAUAUCAUGUUGGAAGACAACAGUGAUAUGGAUAAGGAACUUGAUGAUUUCUUUGGCUCAGAAGCGGAGACAAGUGAUGUACCUGGAGGUAUGGACAAAGACCAAACAUUUGUUGGACUGUCUUCCAAGGAUGAAGAACUGCUUAAUCAGAAGUUACCUGGAGUCAGUGCCACCUCAAGAACUGAACAAGAAGCAGAGAAAAAGGAAAGUGAAGAGGAUAGUAAGCAACCUUAAAGGAGCACUGGGUGAGCCAUUCAUGAUUUAAACUUUGAUAACAGCAGGUGGAAUAAAAGCAUCCUUGAAAAGUCAACCCAAUGAUUUAAGGCAGUUUAUGAACUAUAGAUGUUUUGAAAAUGUAAACAAUAAAAUUGUUGGGGAAUGUUGUUGUUACCAGAGUUUGCAAGUACAAGUACAGUCAAACUUUGAUUAUCUAGACCUCAUUUAUUGGAAUUUUUUGGUUAUCUUAAGUUGCAUCUCUGGUCCUUUUAUCUACAAACAUUUAUAUUCAUAUUUUCAAUUAUUUGGACUAUUGAGCCCAGUUCCCCAUGAGUCUGGAUAAUCAAGGUUCAACUGUACCCUGUAAAAUAAUUAUUUUAUGACACUGUGUUUGAAAAUGGAACUGUAGACUAUGUUUUGUAGGAAGUAAUUUGAAUAAAAUUAUCAAAAGAUAAAUAUUUUCUGACUUUAUGAGCUAGGGUUAAAAUGAUAUGCUUAAAGGUUUGUGUGAUAGUCAUGUAAAAUACAGAGUAAAAGAACAAAAAUAUAUCCUGGUUUACUUUAGGUAUGGGGAAACUUACAGCAGGCAUGAUAUAACUUAUUUAAUUCCUUAUCAGUACAUACAGCACUUUUUGAUUGAGUGUCUUUAAAACAAAAUCAAAGUAAUCACAAAAGCCCAUUGGAAGAAAAACAUCACGUGGGACUAAUGAGAAUUUAAAUUAAAACAGAUAAACUGUCUUAUGGGCAAGAAAAUACAAGUGAACAAGUGAGAUUUUGUUUAAGAGCAGUUUUCAGUUGUUUAAAAAAAAACCAUAGUAAUCACAACAACCAAUUGGAGUCAGUUAAGAUUGACAUCAUCAUUAAAUGAGAGCUUGAAGUAAAAACAGCAAACUGCAUGAAAUAAGGGAAAUUGUAGGCAACCAUAUCAUGAGUAGUUUUAAUUUUUUGAGUCUGAUUGGUUUAAAAGUUGUCAGAAGUUUUCUGAUCCAAUCAAAGAGCAAAGUUAAGCAAAACCAAAGUAAUCAUGAAUUACUUUUGACAGUUAAUUGAAAACUACUCAGACCAAAGUGUAGCAAAACUAAGGCAACACCACUAGUUUCAUUACUCAAUUGAAAACUGCUUUAAGAGACAAGGAUAGUUUGUAUGCAGUUUACUUCAUAUGUUGCACUCAUUGGUGGAACCUUUGCAAAAUUAUAACUAAUAAUAAUAUUUUUGAAAUGUUUUGUGAAUAUUGAAUGAAACAAACGCGCAAGAAUUGAAAAUAGUGCUCUCAAGCAGGGCUGGUUUUGAUAGCUUUAAAUCUAAUUCUGUUCAGGGCCUCUUUUAGUCUUAGGAGAAGAGGAAAUAAAGUUUAUCAUGAAAAGCCA